UGAGUCACGGCUGCCUCGCCCGGGCGCUGCGCUCCCAUAGGUGAGGACCGAGGCUCCUCUCUCGGGGAGAACGCGGCGCUGCGCCUCCGCACUGGCCUUGGCGGGGUGCUGGAGCCCUGCGUCUGCCCGGUCCGGUCUCCGGGGCCGGGGCUGUGCUUCCCCAUGUAUGGCCAGAGCCCUCCGCGCGCGGCGCUGCUGCUCCUUGGCUUCCAGCUCGCAGCUCUCUGGCCCAUAGCAGCUGUGGAAAUUUACACCUCUGGGGCGCUGGAGGCUGUUAAUGGGACCGACGUGCGGCUAAAAUGCACUUUUUCCAGCUUUGCCCCCGUGGGCGAUGCACUAACAGUGACUUGGAAUUUCCGGCCUCGGGAUGGGGGCCCUGAACAGUUCGUGUUCUACUACCAUAUGGAUCCCUUCAAGCCCAUGAGUGGGCGGUUCAAAGACCGGGUGGUCUGGGACGGGAACCUGGACCGGUAUGAUGUCUCCAUUAUCCUCUGGAAGCUCCAGUUCGAUGACAAUGGGACGUACACCUGUCAGGUGAAAAACCCCCCGGAUGUGGAUGGGCUGAUAGGGGCGAUCCGGCUCAGCGUUGUGCAGACUGUACAGUUCUCUGAGAUCUACUUCUUGGCUCUGGCCAUUGGCUCUGCCUGUGCCUUGAUGGUCAUCAUUGUGAUUGUGGUGGUCGUCGUCCAGCAUUUCCGGAAGAAGCGGUGGGCUGAAAGAGCCCACAGAGUGAUGGAGAUAAAACCAAGUGAAGAGGAAAGGCUCAACCAAGAAAAAAAGAUUUCUGUUUCUUUAGAAGACACACACUAACAUCACUAGAUGGUCAGGAAGCUGAAGAUUUCCAAGAACAAGAACUUUAGUAUUUCUUGAAGUUCAUGGAAACUGUUCUUUGGUGUUUCCAGUUGUGACCUGUCUUCUGACAAACUCUGCAGAACAUACCCACCGAGAUGAACAACAUCCCUCUGCAGGCAGCCUAGUGCUCUUGAGCAGAUGCCAGCAGACUCACACACAGUCUCAUUACUGAGGUUUUUAUUUAAUUUCACACUACAAAUAUUUUUCAAAUCCUCACUAGCUUUGAUAAGCUUGAAGCUACAUUUUUGCCCAUGUACACUCCCUAUAGAGUAUGACUUGUAUGUACAUAUAUUGGCAACAAAAGGGAUAAAGGCGAAUUUGUCUGUCAUGACAUUUCCUUUCACACAUUCAUUCCUUUAGAGCAUCACUUUUGCUACUGAAGUUAAUGUUUACUUUUUCUCCUUCUCACAUUUCCAUUAAAGGGUGAGUUGAACCUCCCAGCCAUUUUUAGACGAACAGGAAAUUCCAAGGAUAAACUGUUACGUGUGUUUUUUUAUGGCUCUCCUUAAGUAUGGGACACACCUUAUUUUAUUGAAGUUUUUCAGUAUCCCAGGUGAUAGGGUUUUUUGUUUUUGUUUUGUCAGUUAAUCCAAGAUUUAAAAUAGCCCAAGUCCAAAUCACACAGUAACUGCAAAAGGUUACAUGGACACUAACAUAUUGGCAAAUGCCACCUCAGGAUGUAUCACUUGUCAUUUUUUCUCUUUAUUGUGAAAAAUAAUUAACAGUGUAGGUCUUUCCUGAGCUGUUACUGUACAGUUUUCUGCCCUGCCUGUCCAUUGGAUCAUCUUUAACAGCUGAGCAAAACCUAUGCUCAUUUGCAGACUGGAAUUAGUAAGCCGUUUAAUAGAAGUGUUCUGAAAAGAGUAUCUAACAACUUUAAAAACUUAGGUCUGGUGAAAAAAGACCAAUUCUUUUUUUUUUUUUUUGGUUUUUCUCCGGUACCGGGAACCGAACUCACGACUUUGUGCUUGCCAGGCAGGCACUUUGCCACUGAGCUAAAUCCCCAGCCCCUAAAAGACCAAUUCUAAAUGAUAAUUUUUGUACAGUAUUAUAUACAAAGCUCUGAGAACUGGAAGAGAUUAUUUAAAGUUUUUUCCUUUUCUUUGUUUUUUGAUUGUAAUUCACUUGCUUAAGGGAGAGAGAAUUUGGUACAGAACAAAGAAAUACCCAAACUACUUCAACUGAAUGAAACUAUUCCUUUUCCCCCUUAUAUUGGUUAGAUACACUUUGUAAGUGGGCUAUGGAAAGAACAACUUUUACAAAAGUGUCCAGUUAUCCAGUAUCUUUCCAGACUUACUCAUCUGUUCAAAGGAUAGAAAACAUCUUUAAGUUUAGGUCAAAGACAAAAUCUUUAACCUGAUACUUUCAUUUUUCAUUGACUAAGCUGCUGAUAGCAUUUUAUUUUUAACAAAUUGGAAUUUUCAAAUAGAUUAUAUUUAAAGAUGUUGGAUGUUGAUAUUUUUUCCCAAUAUUAUUUCUUUAAUUGCUUCUUGGCCUUUUGGCUAAGAUCAAGUAUAUUUCUUUAAAAUUAGUACAAUUUACAUAUGAACCUUGAUUCUGAAAUUCAUUCUAUACAUAUCUCAUUCUGCCUUUUAAAAAGUAAACUCUCAGUACCCAGUUUUGAAACUAAAAAUCAGAUUUGAAAUCUAUAUCAUCUUUAACCCACAUUUUACAUUUUUCUUUGUAAUUUAACCCUUGAAAAUACAACUGGAUAUUUCUUCAAACAGGUUUCUUGAUGAUGUUCUGUAAGUGAAACAAAGUAAUAGUUAAAAA
Chinchilla lanigera (long-tailed chinchilla) is the source of this 2625-nucleotide messenger RNA. It is a transcript of the gene Mpzl2, whose product is annotated as myelin protein zero-like 2. The record is from RefSeq and is a predicted model, not a curated record. Bases 163 to 810 code for a protein of 215 amino acids. NCBI's taxonomy places the organism in Eukaryota, Metazoa, Chordata, Mammalia, Rodentia, Chinchillidae. Gene Ontology annotation, biological process: cell-cell adhesion. Gene Ontology annotation, cellular component: membrane. The transcript is spliced from 6 exons.